This is a messenger RNA of Calliphora vicina (urban bluebottle blowfly), 3118 nucleotides long. It is a transcript of the gene Grik, whose product is annotated as glutamate ionotropic receptor kainate. Gene Ontology annotation, biological process: modulation of chemical synaptic transmission; monoatomic ion transport; synaptic transmission, glutamatergic. Gene Ontology annotation, cellular component: plasma membrane; postsynaptic density membrane. The record is from RefSeq and is a predicted model, not a curated record. Lineage: Eukaryota; Metazoa; Arthropoda; Insecta; Diptera; Calliphoridae. The coding region runs from base 180 to 3041 and encodes 953 amino acids. The transcript is spliced from 16 exons. Gene Ontology annotation, molecular function: transmitter-gated monoatomic ion channel activity involved in regulation of postsynaptic membrane potential; glutamate receptor activity.
UGUACGGCUAAAACAAAAAAAUAAGCUAAAAAUUAAAAAAUGUGUAAAGUUUUAACCAAACGGCAAAAAAAUAAAUUGUAGAAAUAAAAAUAAAUAUUGAACAAAAAGAAAAUUGAAUAAAAAAUCUAUUAUUUUCGUUUGAAAAACAUAACAAUAUACAUAAGUAAUAUAGCAGCAACAUGAAAAUAAAUAAAUUUAACAAUUUGCAAAUAUUUUUUAUAUCUCUAUGGUUUAUAUUUGCAAAUCUGAUUAAACACAUUCAGGCAGAACGAACAAAUAUUGCGCUUUUGUACGAAAACGAUAAUGCCGACAUGGAGAAAAUCUUUCAACUUGCCAUUGCUAAGGCAAAUGAAGAGAAUGGCGACUUACGUUUGAAUGGUAUAACCAUUGACAUUGAACCGAAUAAUGCAUUUGAGACCUCCAAGAAGUUGUGCAGAAUAUUAAGGCAAAAUCUAGUUGCUGUGUUUGGUCCCACAACCAGCAUGGCUGCUAAACAUGCCAUGAGUCUGUGUGAUGCCAAAGAGUUGCCCUUCAUUGAUACGCGAUGGGAUUUUGGUGCACAAUUGCCAACCAUUAAUCUGCAUCCUCAUCCUUCACAGUUAGCGGUGGUCUUAAAAGAUUUAGUUACAACUUUGGGUUGGGAUGGUUGUUUUACCAUUAUUUAUGAAUCAGGAGAAUAUCUUUCCACGGUUACUGAACUGUUGCAAAUGUAUGGCACUUCUGGCCCCGCCAUUGUGGUGCGUCGUUACGAGCUUGAUUUGAAUGGCAACUACCGUAAUGUGUUGCGUCGCAUUAAAAAUUCUGGUGAUACAUCGUUUGUGGUUGUUGGCUCAUUGGCCACUUUGCCAGAGCUCUUUAAGCAGGCCCAACAGGUGGGCUUAAUGACUGGAGCUUAUCGCUAUAUUAUUGGUAAUUUGGAUUUUCAAACUAUGGAUCUGGAACCUUAUCAACAUGGUGAUACAAAUAUAACUGGCAUACGUCUGGUCUCACCAGAAGCUGAAAAUGUUCAAGAAGUUGCCAAAGUUUUAUAUGAAUCGGAGGAACCGUUUCAAAAUGUCUCGUGUCCUUUGACCGUCAACAUGGCUCUGGUUUACGAUGGCGUACAACUUUUGGCAGAAACAUUUAAACAUGUCAUGUUUAAAGGAGUUCCUUUAAAUUGUAACGAUGUCAGCUCUUGGGAUAAAGGAUAUACUCUAGUCAAUUAUAUGAAGUCGUUAAAUAUGGCUGGUCUUACGGGCGAAAUAAAAUUUGAUUAUGAAGGCCUGAGAACGGAAUUUUUGCUGGAAAUUGUUGAGUUGACUGUUUCGGGAAUGCAAAGAAUUGGCACUUGGAAAAGCGACGAAGGCAUAACUAUAGAUCGUCCAGCAACGGUUGUAUCCAUGGAUCUCGAUCAGCGUUCGUUGGUCAACAAGAGCUUUGUGGUGAUAACAGCUAUAAGCGAACCCUACGGCAUGCUGAAAGAUGUACCCAACAAACUCGAAGGCAAUGAUCAAUUUGAAGGAUUUGGCAUAGAACUUAUUGAAGAGUUGGGCAAAAAAUUAGGUUUCUCUUACACCUUUCGUUUGCAAGAGGAUGGCAAAUAUGGCAAUUUAGAUUCAAAAACUAACUCAUGGAAUGGCAUGAUUCUGGAAAUUAUGGAGGGGCGUGCUGAUUUGGGUAUAACCGAUUUAACCAUGACAUCGGAUCGUGAAAGUGCUGUAGAUUUUACUAUACCAUUUAUGAAUCUUGGCAUUGCAAUCUUAUUUCGCAAACCCAUGAAAGAACCACCCAAACUCUUCUCCUUCAUGUCACCAUUUUCGGGUGAAGUAUGGCUGUGGUUGGGUCUAGCUUAUGUGGCCGUAUCUUUGAGUAUGUUUAUAUUGGGCCGUAUAUCACCACCCGAAUGGGAUAAUCCCUACCCCUGCAUAGAAGAGCCAACUGAACUUGAGAACCAAUUUACUUUUAUUAAUUGCUUUUGGUAUGCCAUUGGUACGCUUUUGCAACAAGGUUCGGAAUUAGCACCAAAAGGUUUUUCAACACGUGCUGCAGCCUCAUUUUGGUCGUUCUUUACAUUGAUUCUGGUGUCUUCGUACACAGCCAACUUGGCUGCAUUUUUAACGGUCGAAUCAUUAAGCACACCCAUAGAAAAUGUCGAGGAUUUGGCUGCUAACAAGGGUGGUGUUAACUAUGGCGCUAAAAAUGGCGGCAGUACAUUUACAUUUUUCAAGGAUGCUAAAUUUCCAACUUAUCAAAAAAUGUACGAGUUUAUGUCAAGCCAUCCGGAGUAUAUGACAUCUUCGAAUGCAGAAGGUGUUCAACGUGUUGAAAAUGAAAACUAUGCUUUUUUAAUGGAAUCCACAACCAUUGAAUAUAUAACCGAGCGACGUUGCAGUCUAACACAAGUUGGUUCGUUAUUGGAUGAAAAAGGCUACGGUAUUGCGAUGCGUAAAAAUUGGCCUUAUCGUGACACACUCAGUCAGGCUGUAUUGGAAUUGCAGGAACAAGGUGUUUUAACAAAAAUGAAAACAAAAUGGUGGCAAGAGAAACGAGGUGGUGGAGCUUGUGCGGCAACUAGUUCUGAAGGUGGAGCAUUGGCCUUAGAAAUUAGCAAUUUGGGUGGUGUAUUCUUGGUACUAAUUGGGGGUUGCAUAUUUGGUAUGUUCGUUUCAAUUUCGGAAAUGUUGCUGGGCGUCAAGGAACGUUGUGAUGAGAACAAGGAUAAAAAAUCUGAUGGUGCCGCCGAACUUGGUAUGGCCAAUGUAGGUGGCAUAUAUGUGGUAUUGCUUAUGGGAUGUAUUACUGCCACUUGUUUUGGCAUAUUGGAGUGGAUUUCACAUAUUUAUGCUACCGCACGACACUAUAAGGUUCCAUUUAAAGCUGAAUUAAUGGACGAGCUACGUUUCGUUAUGAAAUUUUCCGACACUACUAAGCCUGUUAAAUACCCCAAACGCUCGAGCUCCAAAUCUACAGCAUCUUCGAAAGCUGGUUCGACUUCUUCAUUGUCUGUAGAAUCUUUAACCAAUGAUGAUCAACACUUGCAGAAACGCAAAUCGAUGAAAUAGCUAAAUAAAUUGUAAUAUUUUCAAUUAAUUAUUCAAUUAAAUUAUAAGAAAAUUAAUAGUAAAUUUUUUUUAAACUU